UCAGGUGAUUUUGAAAUGCAAAAUCCAAGAUAUGUCCUUUCUCUUCAGUCAACUGUACAACAUGGUUCUUAUCACUACUUGCACCGUUUAUGCUGUCAAGACGAGAAAGAUUCCAGAAAAUUUCAACGAAUCGAAAUUUAUUGGGUUUACAAUGUACACCACUUGCAUCAUAUGGCUUGCGUUCAUCCCUAUCUACUUUGGAACUGGAAACGCUUAUGAGACUCAGAUAACAACGUUAUGCGUCGCCACAAGUAUGAAUGCAACAGUUGCAUUGGUCUGUCUGUAUUCUCCGAAAGUGUAUAUAAUUGUAUUGCAUCCUGACAAGAAUGUCAGGAAGUUGACUAUGAACAGUGCUGCAUACAAGAAAUACAACUCUGGAGGAUCCGCUACAACCUCGGCCUGCUUGGCUCUGGCAGCCGCACCUUCAUCUACAACUACUGCGACAACUGCUACAAAAGGUCAGUCAAAUUUUGAAUAUAUUUAA
This is a messenger RNA of Acanthoscelides obtectus, 484 nucleotides long. NCBI's taxonomy places the organism in Eukaryota, Metazoa, Arthropoda, Insecta, Coleoptera, Chrysomelidae. The record is from the annotation of a GenBank genome assembly.